AUGCGUAUUCGAAUUGUUGCUGCUCGUCGAGAAAGACUUCGAAAGCAAAGAGAAAAGGCACAGAAGAUUCGAGAUGAACGAAAACGAGCUCGAGAAGUCCGCGAAGAGAAAUGGACCAUUAAAAAUGAGCACAUUCUUAUUUCCGAGCAUCGAAAACAUCAACGAGCCAAAUAUGUGACCGAUGUUAGAAAACAAUGUGAAAAUAUGAUGUUAUUGCUCGAAUCGGAUCAAAACGAAAAGAAGAAACGAAAAGAAAUUUUGCGAAAAGCAAUUGAUGAAGAAAUUGCGAAUAUGGAUGAAUUCAUCGAGGAAACAAUAAGAUAUUAUGAUGAAAUCCACGAACAAGUGUCUCCUCCGGAAGAAAAAAGUGUUGAACAGAUUGUGGAAAGUAUCGAAAAAGAAUUGAAUGAGGUAUUUGAUAUAUUCUCAAAAAAUCUAAAAUUCGAUCCAAAAGUUCCGGAAAUCGAUGAAGAAGUCUCGGAAAAAAAUAAAAUGUUCGAGGUAUUCUAA
This is a messenger RNA of Caenorhabditis bovis, 510 nucleotides long. The record is from the annotation of a GenBank genome assembly. Lineage: Eukaryota; Metazoa; Nematoda; Chromadorea; Rhabditida; Rhabditidae.